CUUCCCCUGCCCGGUCCCGAACCUCUGCUCUAGGCAGUCGGGACCGGGGUGACCUACCUAGGGGACUCCCCGAAGGGGAGGGUGGAGUCUUGGCGCGUGGCGACCCGAGACGGGCUUCCUCGGCCCCUACCCACGGCUGGGUCUUCCCCUGGGUCGCGGGAGCCUCAGUUUUCUCUCUGCAGCCUGCAGCGGAGGCGAAGCCAGGCCGCGCGGGCCCUGCGGGGGGAGGCGCGCGAGGCAGCGCGGGAGCGCGCGGAGCGGGCACGCGGACUGUUGGAGGCAGCACAGCAACGCAAGCAGGACCUGGAGCAACGUAGUCGGCAGCUGCAGGAGCAGUGGGAAGAACUGUCAAGUCAGGUACGUUCAGGAAAUGCCGUUUCUUGCUUCCCCUAACAAGUGCCACUCAGGUCCGUGUCUCCGUUGCGUCCCGUACCCACCUCCCAGUACAUCCCUCGCCCUUAGAAGUCCGCAAACCCCGCCCUCACAAAGCUCCACCCCUAGUUAUUUUACUAUGGAGGGGACCAACUCAGUCGGCAGCGCGCAGAGCAGCAACUCGGGACCCAAUUACUAGCAUUGCAGGUACUUUGGUAGGGCCCUGAGGGCUGGAGCCUCCGCGUGGGUGGGGCCAUGAGGAGACCUGGGGCGAGUGGGGUCCCGAGGGCCAGGGGCACUGCCGUAAGGUGCGGCGGGAUGCUCAGCGGCCGGGCUUCUGACCUUCCUUGGACCCAAUGGAAGAAACAACUGGAGUUGCUGGAGGCCAAGCACGCGAUGCAGGCGGAGGGCUUGCGGCAGGGCGCACAGCGGACAGAGGAGGCCUGGGCCAGUUUCCAGGAGCAGAGCGGAGUCCUGCAGGAGCUGCAGGGGAAAGUGAUGGAGGCGGCGGCUGCACUGGAUGCCUCGCGAGGCAGCGCGGAACUUUGCAACUCUCAGUCACGCCGGGUGCAAGACUGCGCGGGGUCCCUCAUGGAGGAGGUGGCCAAGGCCGAGUGUGUGAGCGCAUACCCGGGCGGGGAGGGCUGGAGCCGGGACCGCCCCCACCGGAGCCCGCCCUCUGCCAAAUCCGCCCCAAUGGGGCUCCCCCUCACACCCACGGGGACCCGCCUCCCCACGAGGACACCACCCCUUCGACCGACCCGCCCUCACGAGGAUCCCAACUCUCGGGGGCCUGGUCCUGGUGGUUCCCGCCCCUUACGUGAGACGCCGCGCCGCUCCCCUGCGGCGGCCGUAGAACUGGACGCCACCCCUCCCCCCCGCAGAAGAAGCGGCUAUUUUGCAGCGCGGGCGCGACGGGCACCAGGUGGGCCAAGGGACUGGCCAAGGGAACACCGGGCUCGGGUCCGCCCCCCGACUAGUACCUUGCGGGAUUCGGCCGGUUUGUCUGUCCGUGCGUCCUUUGGCCACCAGGUUGUGGGCACUGAGCGCGCUGCAGAUGCUGCUGCUGCUGCUGCCGCUCGGCUUUCUGGCGCUGGCGCUGCUCUACCUGCUGCUGGUCAACCCCGAAGCCUUCCGCCGCCUGCUUCCGCGCCUGGUGUCGGACACCGCCUUCCGCCGCCUGCGCUAUACGCUGUCCCCGCUGCUCGAGCUGCGCGCGCGCGGGUUGCUGCCCGCCUAGGAUUCAUCACGUCGGCCGCGGUCACCUGCACCUCUGUCUCUCGUGUGGUUUCUGGGUGUCUGGGGGAAGCCAAGGGGAAACACCUGCGGGUGGGUCGUGUGCCCGUCGGGGCCCAGCGGCAGGCUCUAACACCUCGUCCUCAGUGGGCGGGGGGCCUUCCAGGCAGACGCUGUGUCUAGAGAGUUCGUCUCCGGCGCUCCGCAGCAAGGGGGCGAUCCGGCCCAGAGCCUCUGGCUUGAGUGGGGUUCGCCUUCGCCUGGUGCUCUCACCAAGGGGCUUCCGGGCGGCAUUGCGGGGAGGCCCCUUUCCUACAGCCCGUGCUGCUGCCCUGGAGCCAGCUGGGAAGUUGGUCUGUAUCUUGUUAAACUUGCCUUUUUUUUUUCCCCCUCCCUUUGCUAGUGAGCCUCGGGCGGUAGCGGAAAUUGGGGAGGGAGCUGGUCGGUCUGGUCUCCUUGGUGGUCUGUGUCCUUUGGCCCUGCGGUGCGGUUGUUAUUCAAGACCUCCGCAGCGUCCCUUUGUUAGUUCUCUUGAGAUGGAUUCUCCGCAGAGCCGGGCAGCUUGGCGGUCCUCCCUUUGGUCCGCUUCAAUGUCCGUGCUCGCGACUUCGGUCUUUCUAGGGGAAUUGUCUUUGUAUCAGAC
Phyllostomus discolor (pale spear-nosed bat) is the source of this 2251-nucleotide messenger RNA. RefSeq names its product transmembrane protein 191C (gene TMEM191C). The record is from RefSeq and is a predicted model, not a curated record. The transcript has 5 exons. Lineage: Eukaryota; Metazoa; Chordata; Mammalia; Chiroptera; Phyllostomidae. Bases 628 to 1791 code for a protein of 387 amino acids.